AGCAAUGGAUGUCCGAUUGUAUCAGCGGCGCUGAAUUUUGUGGGUCCGUUGCGAUCUCCUCCUCAUGCUCUUCCGGAAGGAGAUCCGCAUGAUUCUGAUCUACUUGCUUUUUAUUCGAUCCACGACCGCAAACUGUCCGUCCGACUGCCGCUGCGACGUGGACGAGAACACAGUCCUAUGUUCUGGCCCAUUGCUGCUCACCCUACCGGACACGAUUCCACCCGGUUUCGAUGUUCUAAUCAUCCGGAAUACUUCGAUUCGCUCGAUUCCAAAGCAUGCAUUUCGGCGAAUGGAACGACUACGCGAGCUGCACGUCGAACACUGCGAUCACCUGGCGUUUCUCGAGAAAUUCGCCUUCAAAGGGCUCAAAAAGCUGAGGUUGAUCAGCUUUACGAACUGUCCAAGGCUAAACGAAAUACCCAAAUCGUCGUUUUCUGGAAUUGGCAACGAAUUUGGCGUGAAAAUUCACUUUCAUAGAACUCCUGUUCAGCGAGUUCACGGAGGAGCAUUUAGACAUGCUCACAACAUCAGGGAAUUGUUGAUCUCUGGAACUGAUCUGGCUCUAUCAAGACAUGCCUUUGCUGCCAUAACUCAGUUGGACUUCCUCACUGUGUCUGGUGUGACCGUAAUCGAGCCCCAACUUUUCACCAACUCAACCCGAUUUCACAUUGUACACUUCAAAGAGUUAAACUGUGAGAUACCUCCGCGUGCUUUCGAGGACCUUGCACACGUACAUCAGGUUCUGAUCCAACGAAGUCGAAUAUCUACCAUUGCCACUGAUGCCUUUAGCGGGAUGAGCACCGUUGAGACUGUUGAACUUUACGAUAAUAAUAUCGAGACCAUUGCUGCAAGAGCUUUCGCAUCAAUUGUGAAUCUUGGACGAAUUCGGAUAGCACGUAACAACAUCCAAACCCUGCAAACUGUCGAAUCACUGCUCUCAGAAGCGAUUCAAACUCGUGUCGAAGAAAAUACUUUGGAAUGUGGCUGUGAUCUACUUUGGAUGACAGCACUUGAGGAUAAACGUCUCGCUGAUGUGAACUACUGCAGCGCAAGUGGUGUACACCGUACUGUGCGGAAUUACUUGCGACAGACUUGUUACCGUACUGCACCCGCUACAGUUGCUGCGACUACGGAGCGAACUUUUGCGGUAACGAAUCACGACAGGAUGCGUGCCUUGAGAGAUUCUACUAAGCGAGCACAAGUACAAGCGCAAAUAUUCGAGCUCAAUGCGAUCUCCAAAUUAGUUGAUGAUUCACUAGCAACAUUUACGGCCACAGUUGAUUCUCUGAUCGACACUUUGAAUGAAGAGCAAGAAGCUCAAUCGCAAGAAUACACAGACAAAGCGCAUGCAAACUCAGACAGCGCGCGAUCACUCGCUAUCGACUUAGAAGCAAAAAUGUACAGCGCGCAUGAUCAGAUGAAUUUCGAAGCAGACAAAACAGUAUGGGAAGGACAGAUAAUGGCAAAACCAAAACUGCCAGCUAUCCCUAUUCCGAUUUUCUCGGGAAACUCACCACAGUCAGCAGGUGAAACGCCGACUUUAGAAGAAAGCGACGGGGAGGAUGCACAGAUGCACCAUGAUGAGGAACACGUAGUGGGCACAGAAGAACAACAGCAACGUGAACCCAAAUUGAGCACAGAUGACGAAAAGGAAGAACUUGAGCCAGAGAAUACACAUAUGGAUGACUCACUACCAGACCUGGUGGAAGACGGCGACGCUUUGGAACUGGUAGAUGAGUCAUCCAAUGGCGAAGAGGAAACAAGGGUCCCUCCACAAGUGGACGAAGCGCGCGAGGAAAAAGAAGAAUCAGAGCUUCUGGAGAUGGAGGAAGAGAGUGAAGCAAUGGUUGAGGAAUCAGUGGAAGUCGAAAUGAUGAGAGAAGGACCACCACCCCUCGUUGAAGAAGAGGAGGAGUUCGAUUACGAAGAGGAUGAUGAGGAGGGGGUGAACCUCGAUGAAGUUCGGGUCCGAGAAUCGCGGCUGGAAAUACAACAGGCGGAAGAGAAUGCCGAAAAUGGGUUACUCUCUGUUUUCACUGUCGCAGAUACGGCCACCAUUCGUCCCUCUGCGAGCUACCGGAGGUAA
Molecule: messenger RNA, 2086 nt
Organism: Cylicocyclus nassatus
Lineage: Eukaryota; Metazoa; Nematoda; Chromadorea; Rhabditida; Strongylidae
Source: the annotation of a GenBank genome assembly